UUUUUUUUCUGCAAUAAAUUAAACGACUAGUCAAAUUAAACGAAAUGGAUUUACGAUCGUGGAUUUCGGAUAAUACCAUGAAGCUCUUGGGCAUGUCUGAAUCGGCCAUGGUAGAUUACAUUAUUGCUACUGGUCAAAAGGCAACAUCGCCACAGGAUCUAUAUUCAAAAUUAGUUAACACAGGUGCACCUAGUGAUCCCAACACACAACAAUUUGCUUUCGAAUUAUUUAAUAAAGUACCUCAUAAUCAGGUUCGUUCAGCUGCUACAGCUGCAGCAUUGGCAGAAAAAGCACAACGUAAAAAAGAGCAAAAAGAAGAAGCCAAAUUACGUAAAAUAAAUGAAUCAUUUAAAGUUAUACUUGAUGAUCAAGCUGAAAUUGAAGAUAAUGACGUGGAUAAAAAGCGUUUAAGUAAAAAAGAAAAAAAGCUUCGUAAAAAGAGACGUCAAGAAGAUUUAAGUGAUGAUGACACUGAAGUGAGGAAGACAGAGAGUAGUCGAUCAAAAAAAAGAGAGGAAGAAGAGGAAGAUAAUGAUGAUGAAGAAGCAAGAGCCGAGAGAGAAAGAUUAAAAGAUAUUCAAGAGCGUGAUGAACUUGCACAAAGAUUGAAAGAGAAAGAUAAAGAUCGUACAAAGAAACUUGUGGAAGACAGAUCAGCCAAAGAAGGCAGUGAGGCAUAUAAACGACGUAACCUUGCUGACGAUAAAGAAGCCCGUUUAGCUGCAUUACCUGAGUUAAGAAAAAGAUCUAAUCAAAAAUAUCUUAAAAUGCGUGAAGAGCAACAAUUGGCUCUUUUGGAACAGGAAAUUGAAGAUGAAAAGCGGUUCUUUAGUGGACAAAAAAUGACAAGAAGAGAAAUACAAGAAUUAGAGUAUAAAGAAGAGCUAUUACGUUUAGCUAAAGCAAGAAUGAAUAUUGAUACUAAGGAAGACGCCUAUAUAAUGCCCGAAGAUUACAUUACUGAAAAAGGCAAAAUUGAUAGAAAAAAGAAAGAAAGUGCACUUUACAAACGUUAUGAGGAGGAUGAGAAAUAUGAGACUGAACAUGAUAUCUGGGAACGAUCACAAAUUGAUAAGGCAGCAGCUAAAAUAUCUUCAGCUUCUGUAGAUGACCAAUAUGAUUAUGUAUUUGAUGAAGACCAAAAAAUUGAUUUUGUUAUGUCAGCUACCAUGAAUGAAAUGGACGCAAAAGAUGCAGAGCUUUUAGAACGUAUUGAUGCUGCAGAACGAAAAGCAAAAUCGAUUGAAGAAAUUCGAAAGUCAUUACCUAUUUAUCAAUACCGUGAUGAACUUUUAGCAGCUAUUGACGAAUAUCAGGUUCUUAUUAUAGUUGGUGAAACAGGUUCUGGUAAGACUACACAAUUACCUCAGUAUUUGUUUGAACAUGGAUUUACAAAAAAUGGUAAGAAGAUUGGUUGUACACAACCACGACGUGUCGCUGCCAUGAGUGUCGCUGCUCGUGUUGCGGAGGAGAUGGGUGUACACUUGGGACGUGAAGUAGGUUAUAGUAUUCGUUUUGAAGAUUGUACAUCUGAUAAGACAGUUAUUAAAUAUAUGACCGAUGGUAUGUUGUUGCGUGAAUUCAUGACAGAGCCCGAUUUAGAUUCAUAUAGUUGUAUGAUUAUUGAUGAAGCACCUAUUUUUAACAUUCCUGGUCGACCUUAUCCUGUAGAAAUUUAUUAUACCAAAGCCCCCGAAGCUAAUUAUUUACGUGCAGCUAUCACACAAGUGUUAACCAUUCAUGUUACUCAGGGUAAAGGCGAUAUUUUAGUCUUUUUAACAGGUCAAGAUGAAAUUGAAGCAGCUCAGGAAGGUUUAACACAAGCUUGUAAAGCUUUAGGCAGUAAAAUAUCAGAAUUAAUUAUUUGUCCCAUUUAUGCAAAUUUACCAUCAGAACAACAAUCUAAGAUUUUUGAGCCAACACCUGAGGGAGCACGUAAAGUGAUUCUAGCUACAAAUAUUGCAGAGACUUCGAUUACUGUAGACGGUGUAUCUUAUGUAAUUGAUCCCGGAUUUAAUAAGCAAAAAUCGUUUAAUCCAAGGACCGGUAUGGAAGCAUUAACAGUUGUCCCCUGCUCGCGUGCCUCUUCAACUCAACGCGCUGGUCGUGCUGGUCGUACUGGACCUGAAAAUACAGUACCGGAGAUUCAAAGAGUUAAUUUAUCUAACGUUGUGCUAUUAUUAAAGGCAUAAACGAUUUAGUUAACUUUGAUUUUCUGGAUCCUCCAGUAGAAGAUACAAUGAUUCGAUCUCUUAGUCAGUUAUAUGCAUUAGGU
Messenger RNA from Cokeromyces recurvatus, 2275 nucleotides. RefSeq names its product P-loop containing nucleoside triphosphate hydrolase protein. Gene Ontology annotation, molecular function: RNA binding. NCBI's taxonomy places the organism in Eukaryota, Fungi, Mucoromycota, Mucoromycetes, Mucorales, Mucoraceae. The record is from RefSeq and is a predicted model, not a curated record. Gene Ontology annotation, cellular component: intracellular anatomical structure; catalytic step 2 spliceosome. The transcript has 8 exons. Bases 45 to 2192 code for a protein of 715 amino acids.